Erigeron canadensis is the source of this 1798-nucleotide messenger RNA. RefSeq names its product cytokinin hydroxylase. The coding region runs from base 1 to 1560 and encodes 519 amino acids. NCBI's taxonomy places the organism in Eukaryota, Viridiplantae, Streptophyta, Magnoliopsida, Asterales, Asteraceae. The record is from RefSeq and is a predicted model, not a curated record. The transcript has 4 exons. Gene Ontology annotation, molecular function: iron ion binding; oxidoreductase activity, acting on paired donors, with incorporation or reduction of molecular oxygen; heme binding.
AUGGAAAAUGUUGAAGCCUUUUUAUUUGCAAUGGCUGCAUUUUUUUCAUUUAUGUUAUGGAGAGUAUUAUAUUCUUGUUGGGUUUUGCCCAUCCGGGCCUAUAGAAAGCUUGCCAUUAAUGGUUUUUCUGGUCCACCUCCUAGCUUCCCUUUAGGAAACACCAAGGAGAUGAAGAACACAAAGAGAGUCGAAUCAUCUUCUUCGUCUUCGUUGACGGUUUCUAAUGACAUUCAUUCUAGUGUGUUUCCAUACUUUGCUCAAUGGCAAAAAUCUUAUGGGAAGGUAUUCAUGUACUGGCUAGGAACCGAGCCAUUUUUGUAUAUUGCUGAUCCGGAAUUCUUGAAGAAAAUAUCAUCUGGAGUUAUGGGCAAAAGCUGGGGGAAACCUAAAGUUUUCAAGAAUGAUAGAAAACCCAUGUUUGGCGACGGUUUAGUGAUGGUGGAAGGUGAUGAUUGGGUUCGCCAUCGUCAUGUUAUCACUCCGGCUUUCUCUCCUUCUAACCUUAAGGCAAUGACAAGCAUGAUGGUGGAGACAACAACAAGCAUGUUAGAUAGAUGGACGACGCAUUUGGUUAACUCUGGAAAUCCCGAGAUUGAAAUAGAGAGUGAAAUCAUAAGCACAGCUGGCGAAAUCAUUGCAAAAACAAGUUUUGGAAUGAAUUUUGAAAAUGGAAGAACCGUUUUCAAGAAGCUAAGGGCAAUGCAAGAAACGCUAUUCAAGUCCAAGCGUUAUGUAGGGGUACCUUUCGGCAAGUACAUGUCUUUAGGACAUAAUCUUGAAGCACAAAGGCUCGGGAAAGAGAUAGAUUCCUUAUUGUUGUCGAUCAUUGUUGAACGAAAGAAAUCAAUGGCUAAAAAUGGGUGUAGUAGAGAACCAAAGAAUCUUUUAGGGGUUUUGCUUGAAGAGAACCAUGUGGAGGGACAAAAGGAGAGGAAACUUAGUACAAGUGAGUUGGUGGAUGAGUGCAAGACCUUCUUUUUUGGUGGCCAUGAGACCACGGCGUUGGCAAUCACUUGGAGCUUAUUGCUCCUAGCCGUUCAUCCCACGUGGCAACAUGAGCUUAGAGAAGAAAUUAAACAAGUGAUUGGAGAUGGUGACAUUGAUGCAACCACGGUUGCUGGUCUAAAGAAGAUGGGAUGGGUGAUGCACGAGGUCUUGAGAUUAUAUCCAACAGCACCAAAUGUACAAAGACAAGUCCGAGGAGAUAUUAGAGUGGACCAAGAUUCGGUAAUUCCUGAUGGCACCAACCUGUGGAUCGACGUGGUGGCAAUGCACCACGAUCAAGACUUUUGGGGCAAAGACGUCAAUGAAUUUAAACCAGAGCGGUUCAAGGACGACAUACAUGGUGGAGCUGAACACAAAAUGAGUUAUCUGCCUUUCGGGUUUGGAGGUCGAAUGUGUGUGGGUCGAAAUUUGAGUGCAAUGGAAUAUAAGAUCAUGUUGAGCUUAAUCUUGACAAGGUUUUCAUUUUCAUUGUCACCAAAUUACACUCAUUUGCCUUCUAUUAUGCUUUCCCUUAGGCCAAUGCAAGGGUUGCCCCUCAUUAUGAAACCCCUAUAAAUUAAUUUGUAUACAUAUAUAUAUAUAUAUAUAUCGAUGUUGAUUAGUAGUGACAGCCUUAAUUUGACUAGGUUUAAAGCUAUUGAGAACAUGUUGUUGUUUUUUUUCUUAAAACAAAAGCUUACUGGCUAAUAGAUGCAAAAUAUUAGUGUUUGAGGUAGAAUAAAGUUAAUAACAACUUUCAUGUACAAGCUCUAAUUUUCGUUUGUUUUAUGUUAUAUAAUGGUUUGCUUUUCAA